Molecule: messenger RNA, 10353 nt
Organism: Stegastes partitus (bicolor damselfish)
Lineage: Eukaryota; Metazoa; Chordata; Actinopteri; Pomacentridae
Gene: unc80
Product: unc-80 homolog (C. elegans)
Exons: 65
Coding region: 1-10353 (3450 amino acids)
Biological process (GO): monoatomic cation homeostasis
Cellular component (GO): cation channel complex; axon
Molecular function (GO): monoatomic cation channel activity
Source: RefSeq, a predicted model, not a curated record
AUGGUGAAGAGGAAAAGCCUGGACGACAACGAGCCGGAGUGCGGGAAGGGAAUACCGUUCCCCAUCCAGACCUUCCUGUGGAGGCAAACCAGUGCAUUUCUGCGUCCGAAGUUGGGCAAACAGUAUGAAGCAUCUUGCGUGUCUUUCGAGCGGGUGCUGGUGGAGAACAAGCUCCACGGGCUGUCGCCGGCCCUGUCGGAGGCCAUCCAGAGCAUCUCCCGCUGGGAGCUGGUCCAGGCGGCCUUGCCUCAUGUGCUCCACUGCACCUCCAUCCUGCUGUCGAACAGGAACAAGCUGGGCCACCAGGACAAGCUGGGCGUGGCCGAGACCAAGCUGCUCCACACGCUCCACUGGAUGCUGCUGGAGGCCGCCCAGGAGUGCAACCACGAGCCCAGCCUGGGCCACGGGUGGUCGGCCGGCAGCAGCAGCAGCGCCUUCCUGCAGCCCGUCGGGAACCAGGGCUCCUCCCCGGGAGCUCCGGGCUCCUGCUCCGGCUCGGCCCUGGGCGGCUCGGGGCCCCAGCACAGCGGCUCCCUGCUGGAGGAGGACGAGCACACUCGCACCAAGCUGUUCCACAAGAGCAUGGCCACGGUGGAGCUGUUCGUGUUCCUGUUUGCGCCGCUCAUCCACCGGAUUAAGGAGUCGGACCUGACCUUCCGACUGGCCAGCGGUCUGGUGAUAUGGCAGCCGAUGUGGGAGCACCGGCAGCCUGACAUCCCGGCCUUCACUGCCCUCAUCAAGCCCGUCAGAAACAUCGUGACAGCCAAGAGGAACUCCCCAGUCAACAACCAGUGCAGCCCCUGUGGGUCUGGCAACCCGGGCCCCAUGGGCUUCCAGGUGGUUUGCGAAGCCGCCCAAUCGGGCUCCUCCUCCCCCGCCGCCGGAGAGCAGAGCUGUCGUCGUGGUAACUCGAUCGAGAAAGGCGGCCCUUCCCAACAACCCCCAGCGGUCAAAGGCCCCUCCAAGAAAAAAACAUCCGCCCCCGCCGGCCUGCCGGCGUCUCUGGCCCAGCGAGCGCGCUACGCCACCUACUUCGACGUGGCGGUGCUGCGCUGCCUGCUGCAGCCGCACUGGACCGAGGAGGGCGUGCACUGGGCCCUGAUGUACUACCUGCAGCGCCUGAGGCAGAUCCUGGAGGAGAGGCCCGAACGCCCCCCGGAGCCGCUGGUCACGCCUCUGCCACGGCCGCGCAGCAGCUCCAUGGUGGCCGCGACGCCCUCGUUGGUCAACACCCACAAGACUCAGGACAUGAGCCUGAAAUGUAACGAAGAGGGAAAAUCUCUGAGCACCGAGACCUUCGCCAAAGUGUCCCUGACUAACCUCCGUCGACAGGCAGUCCCCGAUUUGUCCUCCGACUUGGGCAUGAACAUCUUCAAGAAGUUUAAGAACCGGCGCGAGGACCGGGAGAGAAAGGGCUCCAUCCCCUUCCACCACACGGGAAAGAAGCGCCAGCGUCGCAUGGGGGUCCCCUUCCUGCUGCACGAGGACCACCUGGACGUGUCGCCCACCCGCAGCACCUUCUCCUUCGGGAGCUUCUCGGGCCUGGGCGACGACCGGCGGGCUCUGGACCGCGGGGGCUGGCAGGCCACCAUCAUGGGCAAAUUCACACGGAGAGGCAGCACGGAUACAGCUGCCGACGCCGACAGCCUGAGUGCCAAACACUCCCAUUCCCACCACUCCCUGCUCCGAGACAUGCCCGACCACUCCAACAGCCACAGCGAUAACACUGUCAAAGAAGUUCGAUCUCAGAUCUCCACCAUCACCAUGGCGGCGUUCAACACGACGGUGGCGUCCUUCAACGUGGGCUACGCCGACUUCUUCACCGAGCACAUGAAGAAGAUCUGCAAUCCCGUGGCCGUGCCCGAGAUCCCCGUGGAGCCGCUGGCCUGCGCCAACCUGCCGCGCAGCCUCACCGACUCCUGCAUCAACUACUCCUGUCUGGAGGAAGGGGAGAACAUCGAGGGGACCAAUAACUUUGUGCUGAAAAAUGGCAUGUUGGACCUCACCGCUGUCUUGCGGGCUCUUUACGCCGUCCUCAGCCACGACAUCAGCUCCAGGAUCUGCGACGUGGCCCUCAACAUCAUCGACUGCCUGCUGCAGCUGGGCGUGGUGCCCGGCAUGGGCAAGAAGCUGUCCAAGCCCGACAACAAGGAGAACCAGGAGGCUCGAGGCAAAGACGGGUCCGGGCAGGGCCUCGGAGGAGGCGCCCAGGGAGGCGGGCCGAUCUCGGGGGCAGGUGGAGGAGGCGAUGGAGGUGGAGGCGGAGGAGGAGGGGGAAGUGGCGGCGGGAGUGGACAGGGGAGCAAGGAUGAUGUGAAAAAUAAUAAGGAUAAUGAUAAAAAGGAAGAGGUCUCUGGCCUCAGCGCCCACCGCCUGGCUUUGACCAUGCUGAUAAAGAUAGUCAAGUCUCUGGGCUGCGCUUACGGCUGCGGCGAGGGGCAUCGCGGACUAUCGGGAGAUCGCCUCAGGAUGCAGGCCCAGAACUGCCUGACGAACCUGUACAAGCUGGACAAGCUGCAGUUUCGCCAGACAAUGCGCGAGUACGUCAACAAAGACUCCCUCAAUAACAUUGUGGACUUCCUGCAUGCACUGCUGGGCUUCUGCAUGGAGCCCAUCACUGACAACAAGGCGGGCUUCGGGAACAACUUCACCACGGGGGACAACAAGUCGGUGGCCCAGAACAUGGAGGCGGUGGUGGUGGGCUGCAUGUUCAAGUCGCUCAUCACCCGCUGCGCCUCCACCACACACGAGCUGCACAGCCCGGAGAACCUGGGUCUGUACUGUGACAUUCGCCAGCUGGUGCAGUUUAUUAAGGAGGCCCAUGGAAACGUGUUCCGCCGGGUGGCACUGAGCGCGCUCCUGGACAGCGCCGAGAAGGUCACCACCACCAAGAAACCCGAGGAGAAGGAGGAGACCAAACAGCCCGGACCCAAGAGGUCAGAGGCGGGUGUGUCCGGGGAGAAGGGUCAGGUGUCCAGUGCUGCAGAUGAGUGUCGCAGCUACAUCUCCAGUAGACCCCCCCAGACACCCGAACACGAAGAGCAGAUCCCGGGCGCUCUGCUGGGCAGGAAGGACUUCUGGAGGAAGAUGUUCAAGUCGCAGAGCGCCGCCAGCGACACCAGCAGCCAGUCGGAGCAGGACACCUCGGAGUGCACCACCGCGCACUCCGGCACCACCACCGACCGGCGCUCUCGGUCCCGGUCCCGUCGCAUUUCGCUUCGCAAGAAACUGAAGCUGCCUAUAGGUAAGAUGGGGGUUGGUAUUCAACCUCUAAAAGAUAAGGUUUGCAUUCAUUUUUCUGAGUCUAAACAUUACCGCUUGUCNNGUCUACGUCCUUCGUGUCAGGUGAAGUUCACCAGCGCCGUGAAGCUAACCGAAGGGGGCGCCGCGGGGCCGGAGUACGGCAGGGACGAGGAGGAGAAUUUCUUCAAGCGGCUCGGUAAAUGGAGGUCUGGCAGGAGGAAUCCAUCCAAGCUUCACCACACAGAAGAGAAAGAUGGACCUCAUGGCUUUCAGGAGCGCCUGGCCGCCAGUCAGGAGGCCAUGAAGAACAAGAACGUGGUGAAUCUGGGCGCCAUCCGACAGGGCAUGAAACGCUUCCAGUUCCUCCUGAACUGCUGCGAGCCGGGAACCAUCCCUGACGCCUCCAUCCUCGCUGCUGCUCUGGAUUUGGAGGCUCCGGUCGUGGCCCGGGCUUCCCUCUUCCUCGAAUGCGCCCGAUUCGUCCACCGCUGCAACCGCGGCAACUGGCCCGAGUGGAUGAAGGGCCACCACGUAAACAUCACCAAGAAAGGCCUGUCCAGAGGCCGAUCGCCCAUCGUGGGCAACAAGAGGAACCAGAAGCUCCAGUGGAACGCCGCCAAACACUUCUGCCAGUGGGGAGACGCGAUCGGCACGAGGCUCAGCGAACUCUGCCACUCAGACAGCGAGAGCCCCGCCAACAUCCUGGGCUACAUUUACGACGAGGAGACCAAACGGAGGAUGAGGAAGGAAGACGAGGAAGAGGAUUAUUUAGACGACAACACAGUCAACCCCACAAAAUGCGGCUGCCCCUUUGCUCUGAAGAUGUCCGCCUGCCAGCUGCUGUUGGAAAUCACCACUUUCCUGCGGGAGACCUUCCCCUGCCUCCCGCGGCCUCGAACCGAACCGCUCGUGGAUCUCGACAGCUGCCGUCUGCGUCUGGACCCAGAACUCGGCCGCCAUCGCUACGAGAGGAAAAUCAGCUUCGCGGGCAUCCUUGACGACGAAGACGGACACGAUUCCCUCAACAGCAGCAGCCACACCCUGAAGUCCGACACCACCGGCGAGGACAAGAAGCCGCAGGAGGCUCAGGAUAAUCUCUCCCCGCUUCCCUGCUCCCCAGCACCAAUUCGGAAGAUUCGGAUCGGGGGAUCCCGGCUGCUCCAGAUCAAGGGGGCGCGCAGCUUCCGGGUGAAGAAGGGCGGCUCCCUGUCCUCCAUACGGCGAGCGGGGAGCCUGAAGAGCACCAAGCUGUCCCGGCAGGACUCGGAGUCUGAGAACGAAGAAGGGCUGCUGUCACAAACGCAGAGCAGGGACACCGUGACCGACAUCGGCAGUCCCUUCAGCACCAGUGAACCCAGCAUCGAGCCAGAAGGUCAGAGCUCAGGAGGAGCAGAGGACAACUACCACCGCAACAUGUCCUGGCUCCAUAUCAUGAUCCUGCUGUGCAACCAGCAGAGUUUCAUCUGCACCCACAUCGACUUCUGCCACCCGCGCUGCUACCAGCACCACAGCCGCUCCUGCGCCCGUCUGGUCCGCGCCAUCAAGCUCGUGUACGGGGAGUCGGUGGACAGCCUGAGGGAGGACAGCGCCUCCGCCGGCAACUUUGGAGGACGGGCGAAGAAAAGCAAAGAGUGUUCAGACAAAUCUUGCCUGAGGACCCCGUCUAUGAAGAGGAGACCCACUGACUGCAACACAGAGGGAAAGAAGGACACGGGCAUGCUCAAGUAUAUUCGCAAUCAGGUGAUGAGCUUGUCACCGGCGCCUCUUUCGCUGCUGAUCAAAGCGGCGCCCAUCCUCACCGAUGACAUGUACGGAGACAUCCAGCCGGCGGCCUGGGAGCUCCUGCUCAGUGUGGACGAACAUAUGGCGGCCGCUGCCGCGGCCAUGUUCCUCCUGUGCGCGGUGAAGGUCCCCGACGCGGUGACCGAAAUGAUGAUGGCGGAGUUCCAGCACCAGGAGGCCUGCCAGCGCAUCAACUCCAUCCUCAAGUUUUACACGCUGUGGCGUUUCCGCUACCAGGUGUGGCCUCGCAUGGAAGAAGGAGCCCAGCAGAUCUUUAAGAUCCCUCCACCCAGCAUCAACUUCACUCUGCCGUCUCCGAUACUGGGCAUGCCUUGUGUCCCCAUAUUCGACCCUCCCUGGGUGCCCCAGAACACUGGCAGCGUCCAGGACCCGAUCAAUGAAGACCAGUCUUACCCCACAUUAAUUCAGUCAGUCCAUACCAUAAAAUCCUUCUCGGCGCGGGCGGUGUCGCGCUCCCACCAGCGUGCCGAGCACAUCCUCAAGAACCUGCAGCAGGAGGAGGAGAAGCGGCGGCUGGGCCGCGAGGCCAGCAUCAUCACGGCCAUCCCCGUGGCUCAGGAGGCCUGCUACGAGCCCACGUGCAGCCCUCCGCCCGAGCAGGAGGAGGAAGCAGAAGAAGUGGUGAACCUGGCAUCACGCCGUCUGUCUGUCAGCCCGUCCUGCGCCUCCAGUAACUCCCACAGGAACUACUCGUUCCGCCGGGGCUCCGUGUGGUCCGUCCGCUCGCUCGCCAGCGCUGAAGAUGAAGAAAACACAACAGAACACACUCCCACUCACCACAUGCUACAGCCGCCUCAAGCUGUCUUCCCAGCAUGCAUCUGUGCCGCCGUCCUACCAAUAGUGCACCUCAUGGAAGACGGGGAGGUUCGAGAGGACGGCGUCGCUGUGAGUGCUGUCGCCCAGCAAAUCCUCUGGAACUGCCUGAUUGAAGAUCCAGCUCUGGUUCUCCGACACUUUUUGGAAAAACUAACAGUGAGCAACAGACAGGACGAGCUGAUGUACAUGCUGAGGAAGCUCCUGCUCAACAUCGGAGAUCUGCCGGCUCAGACUUCUCACAUCCUCUUUAACUACCUGGUGGGACUGAUCAUGUACUUUGUGCGGACUCCGUGCGAGUGGGGUAUGGACGCGAUCUCGGCCACGCUGACCUUCUUGUGGGAGGUGGUGGGCUACGUGGAGGGGCUUUUCUUCAAGGACCUGAAGCAGACCAUGAAGAAGGAGCAGUGUGAGGUCAAACUCCUGGUCACUGCAUCCAUGCCAGGAACCAAAACAUUGGUGGUGCACGGACAGAAUGAAUGCGACAUUCCAACACAGCUGCCAGUCCAUGAAGACACUCAGUUUGAAGCCCUGCUGAAGGAGUGCCUUGAAUUUUUCAACAUUCCCGAGGCCAGAUCAGCACAUUACUUCCUCAUGGACAAGCGAUGGAACCUCAUUCAUUAUUCAAAGACAUAUGUAAGAGACAUUUACCCCUUCCGGAGGUCAGUCUCUCCUCAGCUCAACCUGGUCCACAUGCUGCCAGAGAAAGGACAGGAGCUCAUCCAGAAGCAGGUGUUCUCCCGUAAACUAGAGGAAGUCGGUCGCGUCCUCUUCCUCAUCUCCCUCACACAACACAUGCCAGCCGUGCACAAGCAGUCCCACGUGUCCCUGCUGCAGGAGGACCUCCUUCGCCUGCCGUCCUUCCCGCGAACUGCCAUCGACGCGGAGUUCUCGCUGUUCAACGAGCCACAAGGCAAGGAGCUGUUUGGCCUGGACACCCUCCACAAGGUGCUGUGGAUCAAACUCCUGGAGGAGAUGUUCCUGGGCAUGCCCAGCGAGUACCCGUGGGGCGACGAGAUGAUGCUGUUCCUCAACGUCUUCAACGGGGCGCUGCUGCUGCACCCGGAGGACAGCGCGCUCCUCAGGCAGUACACGGCCACCGCCAUCAACACGGCCGUCCACUUCAACCAUCUCUUCUCCCUGAGCGGCUACCAGUGGAUCCUGCCCACCAUGCUGCAGGUCUACGCCGACUACGAGAGCAACCCUCUGCUGAGGCAGGGCAUCGAGUUCUGCUGCCGGCAGUUCUACAUCCUCCACAGGAAACCCUUCAUCCUGCAGCUGUUCGCCAGCGUCGCGCCGCUGCUCGAGUUCACUACCAGCACCAGUACCGGCCUCUCGAAGGGAGUGUCGGCCCAGUGUCUGUUCGACCUGCUGGUGUCUCUGGAGGGGGAAACCCAGGACGCCUUGGACGCUCUGGAGCUCGUCAAGGCUGAGAAACCUCUCCGCUCUUUGGAUUUCUGCUAUGGCAAUGAGGACUUGGCCUUUUCUAUCAGCGAAGCCAUCAAGCUGUGCGUCACCGUGGUUGCCUAUGCCCCCGAAUCCUUUAGGAGUCUCCAGAUGCUGAUGGUGCUGGAGGCCUUGGUUCCCUGCCACCUCCAGAAGCUGAAGAGCAACACGGUCACAAUGGAGUCCGCUUCGGCCGCCAGGGACGAGAUCGCCGCCAUCGCCGCUCUGGCAACGUCUCUGCAGGCGCUCCUCUACAGCUCCGAGGCCCUCACCAGGCCCAUGACGGCCCCCCAGAUGUCUCGCUGCGAUCAGGGCCACAAGGGUGGCACGACAGCAAACCACGCCAUGUCCGGAGGGGUGAACACCAGGGACAACCUCCACCUUCUGGAGGAAGGCCAGGGCAUGCCGAGGGAGGAGCUGGACGAGCGCAUCGCCAGGGAGGAGUUCCGGCGUCCGCGGGAGUCCCUCUUAAACAUCUGCACUGAGUUUUACAAACACUGCGGACCGCGGUUAAAAAUCCUGCAGAACGUUGCGGGUGAGCCGCGGGUCACGGCUCUGGAGCUGCUGGACAUCAAGUCCCACAUGAGGCUGGCGGAGAUCGCCCACGCCUUGCUGAAGCUGGCGCCCUACGACACCCUGACGAUGGAGAGCCGAGGGCUGCGGCGCUACAUCAUGGAGAUGCUGCCCAUCACCGACUGGUCGUCGGAGGCCGUCCGCCCCGCCCUCAUCCUCAUCCUCAAGAGGCUGGACCGCAUGUUCAACAAGAUCCACAAGAUGCCUACGCUCAGGUGCGCUCGCCCACAGGCACUAUGCACCAGGAGACAAGUGGAGUGGGAGGCGGCCAGCAACCUGAUCGAGGGGAUCUGCCUGACGCUGCAGCGGCAGCCAAUCAUCUCCUUCCUCCCACACCUCCGCUCGCUGAUCAACGUCUGCGUCAAUUUGGUGAUGGGUGUGGUCGGUCCCUCCAGCGUGGCCGACGGGUUGCCUCUCCUCCACCUCAGCCCCUACCUCUCGCCGCCGCUUCCGUUCAGCACGGCGGUGGUGCGGCUGGUCGCUCUGCAGAUCCAGGCCUUGAAGGAGGACUUCCCUCUCAGUCACGUGAUCUCGCCUUUCACCAAUCAGGAGAGGCGAGAGGGGAUGCUGCUCAACCUGCUGAUUCCUUUCGUGUUGACGGUGGGGUCUGGAAGCAAAGACAGCCCCCAUCUGGAGCAGCCGGAGAUCUUCCUGCUCCUCCAGACCGUCAUCAACAUCCUCCUCCCUCCUCGGAUCAUCUCCACCUCCCGCACCAAGAACUUCAUGCUGGACGCCUCUCCGGCUCACUGCUCCACCCCCGGAGACACGGGGAAGGAUCUGCGCCGAGAGGGUUUGGCAGAGUCCACCAGCCAGGCUGCGUAUCUGGCCCUGAAGGUGGUGCUGGUUUGCUUCGAGCGCUCGCUGGGAAACCAGUGGUACCGUCUGAGCCUGCAGGUGAAAGAGAUGGCGCUGAGGAAGGUGGGCGGCUUGGCCUUCUGGGACUUCAUCGACUUCAUCGUCCGAACCCGCAUCCCUAUUUUUGUCCUGCUGAGACCCUUCAUACAGUGCAAGCUGCUGACCCAACCGGCUGACUCCCAGGAGGAGAUCACAGCGCGCCACCACAUCGCCGACCAGCUGGAGCGACGCUUCAUCCCUCGACCGCUCUGCAAAAGCUCCCUGUUCGCAGAGUUCAACAACGAACUCAAGAUCCUCAAGGAGGCGGUGCACAGUGGCUCUGCGUACCAAGGCAAGACCUCCAUCAGCACAGUGGGCACCUCGACAUCGGCCUACCGCCUCAGUUUGGCCACCAUGUCCCGCUCCAACACCGGCACCGGCACCGUCUGGGAGCAGGACAGCCAGCCGUCGCGGCAACCCUCGCAGGACACGCUGAGCCGCACCGACGAGGACGACGAAGAGAAUGACUCCAUGAGCAUCCCCAGCGUGGUGAGCGAGCACGAGGCCUUCCUGCCCAGGGUGACGUCGCAGCGCCGCUUCUCCAGCCACGCCACCGGGUCGGCGGCCUCGCAGCCCGAGGCCCCGCGCACCACCAUGCUGCCCAGCCACAGUGAACCCAAUGUGCUAGAUGAGUCCCAGGGCCUUCUGCAGGAGGGUAACCUCUCUAGGGUUGCCAGCGUUCAGAGCGAACCGGGCCAGCAGAACCUCCUGAUCCAGCCUCCUUUGGGGAGAAAGAGAGGACUCAGACAGCUGCGACGCCCCCUGCUGUCCAUUCCAAAGACGGAGCCGCGCGGCCGAUCCGGGGCGAGGCUUUCCACGACGCGCCGGAGCAUCCAGCCCAAGAACAAGCCGCUGGAAACUUUAUUGGACUGUGAAGCGCACGGAGACCAAAAGAGGUCAGUCACCUUUACAGAGAAUCAAGGCCAGCAGGCGGCUCCGGGGGCCGGGAAGCCUCCGACUCCCAGCGCCGCGGACCCUCCGGCUGAGGGCAGGAAGGCCAGUCCCGCCCCGUCCAAGUCCCCAACGCUGGAGGUGCCCCCAGCCUCUUCUGCCACGGUCACCGCCGACCUGCACGGACCUGCGAACACACAGGUCCCUCCAGCCAUCAGCAGCAAGGAGAAGAGGGAGCAGUGGGGCCUCCGGAGCAGCCUCUCUCCUCCCCCCUCCAUCUCCCGCCCCUCCACCCCAACACCUCCAUCCCGGACCUGCUCCCCGCAGCCCCUCUCCCGAACCUGCUCCCCCCUCCCUUUGUCCCGCACCUCCUCUCCCCUCCCCCCGCCGCUCCCUCUCCUCAGCACGGCGCCGGCCCCGGGCCCCCCGCCGCCGCCGCCGCUGCCGGCCGCCCCGCUCCUGCCUCCGCCUCCGCCGGGGCCGUCCAGGAUCAGGGAAAGCCCCGGGGACGAGGACACGACGGCGCUGCUGCCUCGCAGCGACACCCUGCUGCAGCUCAGCGAGGACGACGGCACCGAGAACCCCCUCCUCACCCCGCUGCUGUCCCCUCCGUCGCCCCGCCGCUCGCCACGCCGCUCCCCGCUGCCCCUCUCCCCCGUCGACCUGGACCUGGACGAGUCCCACGUGUGA